Carica papaya (papaya) is the source of this 1202-nucleotide messenger RNA. RefSeq names its product zinc-finger protein 1 (gene ZFP1). The record is from RefSeq and is a predicted model, not a curated record. Gene Ontology annotation, biological process: negative regulation of abscisic acid-activated signaling pathway. Lineage: Eukaryota; Viridiplantae; Streptophyta; Magnoliopsida; Brassicales; Caricaceae.
UACUACCUAGGAUUCAUCAAGAUAAGUCACUGCAAAGCAGUGGUGGAUACCCUUUUUUCUUAAGAUAGCAGAAAUCAGCAUUUAUUAACCCAUAUACAUAUAUGUAUACAUAUGCAUGUCUUGUAUUGAUAUAGUACUGUACUUUUUCACUAGUGGAUCUGUUGGUAUUUAAAUCCAUAUAUCUAUCUAUAUAUAUAUAUGUCGUCCCUACUCGAAGAGGAAAAUUCUGACCCCAAAAUUAUUAUUUCUCCUCAUGGAUCCUCCAAAACCAAAGCCAUCUUCCUCCGAAACUUCAAACGUAAUCCCUGCCUCCUGCUUCAACCCUUCAAUGGCGGACACUGAGACAAACCAAAGGACAAAACAAUUACCGCACGAAGAAGACGAUGCGGUUAACGAAGAAGCUGAUCUUAAACUGGAUCUAAGUCUCUACUCCAGUAAAGAAUAUUCAAGUCAAGAACUCAAUCUCAUUGAUUCUUUCGAUCAUCAAGAUAAGAACUUCUCGGAAACUCCUCCUCAUGAUCAAGAUAAUCAAACGGCUGAGCCUCGAGUCUUCUCAUGCAACUUCUGCCACCGGAAAUUCUACAGUUCACAGGCAUUAGGCGGUCACCAAAACGCUCACAAGCGAGAAAGGACGCUGGCAAAACGUGGAGGAAACCGAGUCACCGGAGCCGCCGGUUUCUCAUUCGGAAACCCUAAUAGUUACUCCAUUCUUCCUCUGCAUGGCUCACUGGGAAUUCAGCUUCACUCCGUCAUCCACAAGCCAUCAUUUUCGUCAUCAACCUUCACUGUAGCAUGGCCGUCGACGGCGAGACCUCCGGCAACCGGCCGGCUAGGCAAUUUACAGAAUAUUGUUCCAUCUACUGCAAGAUUUCGGAGAUCAUUAAAUGGGUUUUCUUCAGGGACCGAAAUAAUUGGUGGGUAUCGGUGGGAUAACCAUUUGAAGACUAAGCAAGAUGAAUUGAAGAAGCUUGACUUGUCUCUCAAGCUCUGAAAAUUACUUGUUUUUCUCUUUUACUUUUUAACUUUUUCUGGUAAAUUUAACUUUUUUCUUUUCUUCUUUUCGACAUUUGUUUAUUACCUUUUUUUACUUUUUUUUUUUUAAUUUCUAAAUUGUUCUUGAUUAUUUCAAUUAAGUGACUCCUCAGCUUCUGUAUUUGGUUGGAAUAUUAUUUAUGAUCGCCUGUAAAUGUAAUUUGGCUUGU